Molecule: messenger RNA, 834 nt
Organism: Lagopus leucura (white-tailed ptarmigan)
Lineage: Eukaryota; Metazoa; Chordata; Aves; Galliformes; Phasianidae
Gene: SMIM29
Product: small integral membrane protein 29
Exons: 5
Coding region: 229-513 (94 amino acids)
Source: RefSeq, a predicted model, not a curated record
UCACGCGCUGCGCGGGUUCCGGGUGCGGGCGGUGCGCGCAGGGAGGGCGGACGGGGUGACGGCAACCCACCCGUGUCUCUUCCUGGUGCGUCCUCGUGGCUGAGCGCUGCGUAGCCCCCCCCCGCCCCCACCCCCGGCGCACCCCACGCCGUCAUUACCGGGGCCGCCUCGUUCCCUCGUGCCACCCGUCCCCAUGUCGGGAGCAGCCGCCACCGCACCGCCGCAGCCAUGAGCAACGCGACGGCUCCCAGCGCUCCCGGCGCUGCGGGCGAUUCGUUGGUGGGCUCCGUGCUCGGCCCCUUCGUGCUGCUCACCCUGCUGGGCGCCGUCCUGGCUGCGGUGAUGUACGUCCAGAAGAAGCGAAGGUCGGAGCGCCUGCGGCACCGCCUGCUGCCCAUGUACAGCUAUGACCCUGCUGAGGAGCUGCAGGAGUCCGAGCACGAGCUGCUGGUGGAGGCGGAGGAGCACCAGAUGGGUCCCACCUGGGGCUCCCGUGGGGGCUGGAGGGCUUGAGGCUGCCCUGGAGCAGGACUGGAACCCACAGCUCCCCCCAGCAGUGGCAGCACAGCACCGGGAGCAGCGCCAGCAUCCCCAUGAGCACGGAUGGUAACGGGGCACCUGCCACCUUCCUGCACAUUUUUCUGCUGCUUUUUCUUGAAACCACCCUAAAAAAAAUGCACUGAGGAUGGGGUGGGGAAAUGCACUGGGGCUGUGAGACAGGUGCAGCCCCACGGAGCACCCAUGGGCUCCUAUUGGCCCUAUAUGGUGUUUGCGGGGUCAGGACACCCCAAGUUCCUUUGGAGGGGGCAAAUAAACGUUUCUCUGUAACAACAA